Messenger RNA from Lathyrus oleraceus (garden pea), 1149 nucleotides. RefSeq lists its product as uncharacterized. Gene Ontology annotation, cellular component: nucleus. NCBI's taxonomy places the organism in Eukaryota, Viridiplantae, Streptophyta, Magnoliopsida, Fabales, Fabaceae. The coding region runs from base 132 to 1013 and encodes 293 amino acids. The record is from RefSeq and is a predicted model, not a curated record. The transcript is spliced from 8 exons.
GGCCCAGCGAGGUUAACACGUGAUGAGAUGAAACAAGUAUAAUAGAAGAGAUCGCGUGUACUUUUUGUUGUUGCUGUUUUUUCAAUUCAAUCAAUCUAUUUCUCUGAGUUUGUUUGUUGUGUUAAUCGGAGAUGCAAGACGGUGAUGAAGUUAACAUUCAAGAGUUGGCCUCCAACCUCACCAUUUACAAAGAUCAACUCAACCAGGUUAGACAACUUUUAAACGAUGAACCCUCUAAUACUGAGUAUGUCGACAUGGAAAGGGAGCUCUGCGAGGUGAUUGCUCUGACGGAAGAACUCCUCGCAACUGCCAAGCAAAAUGAAAUUUCUGUUGCCACUGAAUCUCCAAGUUUAUCAAGAUCCAAGGAGAAUAAAGCGGAGCUUGAUAGCCACUUUGAUCAUCAAGAGAAAUUUCCCAUUGGCACCAGAGUUCAGGCAGUUUAUAGCGAAGAUGGGGAGUGGUAUGAUGCAACAGUUGAGGCAUACACGCCAAAUGGUUAUUAUGUUAGCUAUGACAGUUGGGGUAAUAAAGAAGAGGUAGAUCCUGCUAAUAUAAGGCCAAUUCAAGAAGGUACUGUGGAUGCUUUGGUAGAAGCGGAGCGUGUAGCCGAAGCUACAAAGCAGGCUAUCAAAAGAAAAAUUGCGCAAGCUGGGUCUGUUGAUUUUCAAUCACGAAGUCUACCUGCAAAGCUUCGUAUAGAGCCCGAUGACCCUGAGGAUGUGAAAAUUACGAAACGGAAGAAAAUACAUGCCUUUAAGUCUAAGAUGCGGAUGGAACAACUUGAAGUCACACAAAAUAAGCGGCAAAAUGCUUGGCAGCAAUUCCAGACAACCAAAGGAAAAGCAAAGAAGAUUGGUUUCUUCUCGGGAAGGAAGCGGGAGAGUAUAUUUAAAUCUCCUGAUGAUCCUCAAGGAAAGGUUGGUGUGACUGGAAGUGGGAAAGGUUUGACAGAGUUCCAGAAAAGAGAAAAGCAUUUUCAUCUCAAGGACGGCACAAUUGAGAAUGAUGAAUAGAAUAGGUUAAGAAGCCAAUUAGCAUUUCCAUUGUGUAUCUCUGUAACAUGCUCAAACCAAUCACUGCAGUGGCUGUUUGAGACCAAACAAAACGAUGCAUGUUUUCAAGUGAAAUAUUGAGGCUGGUUUCAGAUUA